UGAUUUCAGUUUGUUUGUGGCUACCGAUCGGUUCGGAUCGUUGUUGAUGAUCGUUGUUGGUGAUCGUGCGCGUGAGUGCUUUUCGGUUUGGGGUUUUGGUGAGGCGUUCUUGUGUUGUUAGAGUGGUUUUUGCACGUGAUUAUCUGUGGUGGUAUGGGUGCGUGACAUUUCUGCACGACAUUCUUGAUCAGUCGGGAUCUGAGCUGUUAGGUGGCGACCCAGUUCUUGCGGUAACAAACCCUUUGAGGGGGGCUACAAAUAGGAUCGGAAAAGCAGAACAAAAUUAUCGACCGGGUGCUUGUGCUUGGGGUCUUGUAGCAGCAGGAAGACUUGAUCCGAUCGAGAAACCAGUUUUCUCUCUCCUGUGCGCUCUGUGGAGACUUGGUUGGUCUCGUAGUAGGCGAGGAACCCCUUUGGACUUGGAUUGGGUUACCACGGCAAAUCAAACGGGAAAACAAGAGUGAAAAAAGGAAAAGUUGUCAUCGGCCAACUUCAUCGUGGCACUGCGGUUGAAAGUGAUAAUCGGAUCAAUAAAUAAAAUUCAACCCGCCAAACCAGUAAGCCAACAAGCGGGGGGUAAGAAGAGGAAGUUGUGCAACUUGUGUGUGAUAACCUCCUGUCCUGGGUAAUGUAACCCAAACGGCGACAGGAAGUCGAAAAUUGGAGUUCGAUCGUUACCAAAAUUUAAUACGUACAUACAGUCAAUGGUCAAGUGCUCGAAAACAGCAAGUGCGCCCUCAAUGUUGGAAUAGCUAUUGUAUUUUGUAGUUCAACUGUGUAAGUGCAAAAUUCCUAGCCACUGGUACACCUCGAAGGAAGAAAUAACGUCCAAGCAUCUUUCCCCUUCACUUUUGGCGAAGAGAAACCAAGAAAUGCCGCGUUAAGGUGUCCAGAAGUGCUAGCUGGAGGCUAUUUGUGAUUGUUCAUCUUUUGUGAAAAGAAGAGAGAAGAAAAAAAGUAGCAUUAGAGCUCUAGCGACGAUGGGACGACACUUGCAGAAGUUAGUGGAGAAGGAAGUUGAUCACAGCAAUCAGCGUUUUGGCCGAAGAAGAUGGCACGACGUGGCCACGAGUCAACAACAACAACAAGUAGUAGGCGGUGAGGCUAGCUUAGUGCUGCGAAGAAAAUCAGCUGCUGCUGCUGUUGGCUCCGAGAAGAUGUUCAAGAAAACGAUUACAGCUGCCGUAGUCGGUGUGAUUUUGGUCACCAUCUCAGCGGUAAACUGUCAAGUGUGUGGACCACCAGCGAUACCGGCUAAUUCCCGGGUAACAACGGAAGCUGCCACCGAUGGAGGGCGUGGAUUGCGAUCGGCGAGAUACGAGUGCGAUUCCGGCUAUGAACUGUUCGGCCAGGAGACCAUCAAAUGUGACCCAGUGAGAGGCUGGGAUCGUGAUUUACCCUUUUGUGGCACCAAUGUGGCUUACCGAAAGCCAGUAAAUCAAUCAUCGGCAACACGAGCCGGCCCGGCGGGUUUCGCCAAUGACGGCAAACCGGGUAACCAGAACCCGGACGGCCAGGAGUGCUCGGAAACGCAGAAAGAGCCAUCGCCCUGGUGGCGAGUCGAUCUACUCACCCCGGAAGCCGUGCGUGUGGUUCGGAUUACGACUCGAGGUUGCUGUGGUCACCAGCCGCUGCAGGAUUUGGAAAUCCGCGUGGGUAACAGCAGCACGGAUUUGCAGCGAAACCCUCUGUGUGCCUGGUAUCCGGGAACGAUGGACGAAGGAACGACGAAGAGUUUUACUUGCGCAAGACCACUCAUUGGGCAGUACGUUACGAUACAGCUGGUGGGCGUGGAAAGCAGUCUCAGUUUGUGUGAGGUAGAAGUUUUCUCCAAUGAUGAGUUUUCACCGGAUCGUUGUGCGGCUCCGAAUCUGAACGCCGAUACGGUUUUGACCACCUUUGCCAAAACGUGCUACGAGUUCCACAUCACCCGGGGGGAGAGUUUCGAUAAGGCUCGACAAGUUUGUCAAUCGCAUGGCGGUGACCUAAUACACAACAUCCGCGGGGCCACGACGGAUUAUAUCAUCUCGGAACUGGAACGUCGCAAAACCGACCUCCGCACGCAGCUGGUGUGGAUCGGGGCCCAGAAAGAUCCCAGUAUCACGUCCCGCACCUGGAAGUGGGUAAAUGGAGAUACGGUGCUGAAGCCGACCUGGGGAAAAGAUCAGCCGAACAACUACAACGGCGAGCAGAACUGUGUCGUGCUGGACGGGGGCCGCAACUGGCUGUGGAACGACGUCGGCUGCAAUCUGGACUAUCUGAACUUCAUCUGCCAGCACAGCCCCCUGAGCUGCGGAUCGCCGGAAGCUCUGGUCAAUACGACCAUUGUGGGAAAAAACUUCACCAUCGGGGCCAGCAUCAGCUACAACUGUCCGGUGGGCCACUCGCUGAUCGGCGAUGGGCAGCGCCUGUGCCAGGGCUCCGGAGUCUGGAGCGGUCGGCCACCGACCUGCAAGUACGUUGACUGUGGGCCGCUGCCGGAAAUCGAACACGGUGGAAUCAUUCUGUCGGAGCAGCGGACCAGCUUCGGUGUGAAGGCGACCUACACUUGCCACGAGAACUACACCCUGAUCGGCAAUGAAAACCGUACCUGCCUUGCCGACGGUUGGUCCGGAACUGAUCCUCGGUGUCUGAUCGAUUGGUGUCCGGAGCCACCGGCAAUCCAGGGCGGAACGAUCAAGGUUACGGGGCGACGGGCUGGUUCGACGGCCGUGUACUCCUGCGACUAUGGGUUCGUACUGAUCGGUGAACCGGUGCUGUCGUGCGGCCUUGGCGGAAAUUGGACCGGCAAGACUCCGGUUUGUCGCUUCGUGGACUGCGGAAUGCCUGCGCGGCCAGAUCGCGGAAAUAUGUUGCUGGUCAACGAUUCAACGACUGUCGGUUCCGUUGUUCGGUAUUUCUGUGACGAUGACUACUGGCUUGUUGGACCCCAAGAGCUGUACUGUACCAAGGAUGGAAAAUGGUCCGGAAAUGCACCGGCUUGCGAGCUAAUCACCUGUGAAACGCCACAUGUUCCACCUGGUUCAUACGUGGUCGGCUACGACUACAACAUCCAUUCGUCUAUUCAGUAUCACUGCGAUCCGGGACACAUUCUUCGAGGGGAUGACACUCUGACGUGCUUGGAAUCGGGACAUUGGAGUGGUGAUGCCCCCGAUUGCGAGUACGUCGAUUGUGGUCCACUGACUGCCAUUCCUUUCGGAUCCCAUCGAUACAUCCAAAACACCACAUUCCUCGGAUCAGAAGUUGUGUACUCAUGCGCUAACUCUCAUCGGCUCAGUGGAAGCCCAAAACGUAUCUGCCUGGAGAGCGGUCUCUGGAGCGAUUCAGCUCCCCGCUGUGAGGAAAUCCGUUGCCCGGAACCGACCUUCGCUCCUCACAGCAUUCUUAGCGUCACCGGCAACGAUCGAAUGUAUGGAAGAACGUUAAUCAGAACAUCGGACGUACCCUCGAAUAGUGUCCAGACGUACAAAAUCGGAGCGCUCGCCAAAUAUCGCUGCGAGAGGGGCUACAAAAUUGUUGGAGAGCCUCUGAUCACCUGCGAGGAAAAUGGCCUGUGGAGUGGAGAGAUCCCGGAAUGUGUUUACGUGGACUGCAAUGCUCCACCGCCGACGAAGCAUGGUCGGGUUACGUUAGCCACCAAUGCCACCUACUAUGGAGCUGCUGCGCUGUACGAGUGUGACAGUAACUUCAAGCUGGAUGGUGUUUCGCGGCGCCUUUGCAUGGAAGACGGCAGCUGGAGUCACGAAAAUCCGGCCUGCGUCGAGAUUACCUGUGACGAGCCGAACCUGGCGGAGAAUUUGGCGGCCAGCUACGAGGGUGCCCGGAAGGUGGGAACCACGGCCAAGUUUAGCUGCGCCAAGGGACGCUACAUGGUGGGAAAUGAUUCGAGACUGUGCCAAUCGAACGGUAUCUGGUCCGGACGGAAUCCGGUGUGCAAAUUGAUUGACUGCGGACGGCCGAUGGACAUCGAGAACGGGCGAGUGAUUGUUGUCAAUGAAUCGACCGUCUACGGUGGAUCGGCGGAGUAUCACUGUGUGCCGCACUACAAUCGCAUCGGUCCCUAUCUGCGAAAAUGUAUGGACGACGGCAAGUGGAGCGGCGAGGAACCUCGUUGUGAACUAAUUGUCAACGAUGCCCAGGAGACGAACAGUCUUGGAACGGGUAUUGCGGUGGGCGCAGCGAUAAUCGUGAUCCUGCUGAUUCUCAUCGGAGUACUAUUUCUACACCGCAACAAGGCUCGUCCGGUGAAGAACACAGAAAACGUCCAAGCGGCAGAACACAAGGACGAACAGAACGCUGCUGUGAUGUCCUAUUCCUCGCUCGAGAACGGUAGACAUAACUUUGAUCUACCGAACCGGGGUAACCUGGUAACAUUCAAUACGUUCCAAGGAGGUGGCGCAAAUGGAACCAACGGCCAUCCGCCUCCACCAAGUAGAUUUAACAAUAGUAGUUCUAAUGGAAUUAAUGCUAGCAAUAACAAUAGCAUAAGCAGCAGGCACAUGAACGGGGGGCGAGAAAACAUCUACGACCAAAUACCGAGCGAGCAACUGUACGACGCUCCCUACGAAAUGCGAAACAAUGACGAAGUGUACGAACCGGAACCGACCAUCAGAGGGAAUGUCAUCACAAUCAAUGGGGUUAGUGUACGAUAAACUACCCCGGGAAAACCAACCAGCCCACAACUAAGUUUUGGUUAUUUAGUUUGUAUACUCGAAAGACUACACACUGCGCGUACGAAAGAAGAAGAAAAAAGAAAAGUUUUUAAACAACAAUUUUAUUUAUUUAGGCCUUUGGAAUCAUCAGUGCCGCCUUUCAAAGGCACCACUUUGUGUAUAUAUUUUUCCCCUUAAACGAAAAACAAACAAAUCGUAAAUUCUAUCCAAGCACAAUUGGUAGUAAAUCAAAUACUCUUGAAAAGAGCUUCUUAGAACAUGUAAAUAUUAAGACUAAUACAAUAAAUAGAAUCGUAA
Uranotaenia lowii is the source of this 4970-nucleotide messenger RNA. It is a transcript of the gene fw, whose product is annotated as sushi, von Willebrand factor type A, EGF and pentraxin domain-containing protein 1. The record is from RefSeq and is a predicted model, not a curated record. The transcript is spliced from 10 exons. Bases 981 to 4652 code for a protein of 1223 amino acids. Lineage: Eukaryota; Metazoa; Arthropoda; Insecta; Diptera; Culicidae.